Rhipicephalus microplus (southern cattle tick) is the source of this 582-nucleotide messenger RNA. RefSeq lists its product as uncharacterized. The record is from RefSeq and is a predicted model, not a curated record. Lineage: Eukaryota; Metazoa; Arthropoda; Arachnida; Ixodida; Ixodidae.
AUGGGAUUGGAUGCCAUCCGAGCUCUGAAAAUAAUCAUCAAAGAUGAGACCCUCACUUGUUCUCUCGUCGACUCCUCGGUGGUUCCGGCGAAUGCGCCACCAGAGUAUCACCACCUGUUUUCGUCGGACAUCGGCACCGUCCGGAAUUACAUUCACCGUGUUAAGCAUCAACCUGGUGUGCAGCCAGUGGCGGUUAAACUGCGUCGUCUUCCCUUCUUGCUGAGGCAACAAGUUGCCGUCGAGCUGCAACGACUUGAGACAAUUGGCAUCAUAGAGAGGGUGGAUGCUACGGACUGGGUGUCUCCCUUGGUCGUCGUCCUCAAGAAGGACAAUUCCACCCGACUGUGUGUCAAUCUCCGUGAGCCGAACAAGGCCAUUGUGGUGGACGGACUCUCUCUACCUCACAUCGAGGAACUCUUGCAACAAUUAACAGCCAACCGAACGCGGGAGGUCCAAAUUCCGGACGAGGGCAACGCCUGGGUCCAGAUCAAGGUCCUGGUCCUGCGCAACGUCCCACGGCCACACCUCCCAGUCUCCGGAACCGAGAAGGCGCACUACAUCCCGUUCCAGAUCCCGGUCUAA